ACCUAGCUGCGCGUGCGCAGAGCUUGUUCAAAGGGCCUUAUUUAGGUUGCGCAGGCGCUUGUUGGCCAUUUCUUCUCAGCCACGCCGAAGUCGUGUGUUCAGUUUGUGUGGACGCCAGGACGCAUUAGGAGACGAUGAUGUUGGGCACCGAAGGCGGAGAGGGAUUCGUGGUGAAGGUCCGGGGCUUGCCCUGGUCUUGCUCGGCAGAUGAAGUGCAGCGUUUUUUCUCUGACUGCAAAAUUCAAAAUGGGGCUCAAGGUAUUCGUUUCAUCUACACCAGAGAAGGCAGACCGAGUGGCGAGGCUUUUGUUGAACUUGAAUCAGAAGAUGAAGUCAAAUUGGCCCUGAAAAAAGACAGAGAAACUAUGGGACACAGAUAUGUUGAAGUAUUCAAGUCAAACAACGUUGAAAUGGAUUGGGUGUUGAAGCAUACUGGUCCAAAUAGUCCCGACACGGCCAAUGAUGGCUUUGUACGGCUUAGAGGACUCCCCUUUGGAUGUAGCAAGGAAGAAAUUGUUCAGUUCUUCUCAGGGUUGGAAAUCGUGCCAAAUGGGAUAACAUUGCCGGUGGACUUCCAGGGGAGGAGUACGGGGGAGGCCUUCGUGCAGUUUGCUUCACAGGAAAUAGCUGAAAAGGCUCUAAAGAAACACAAGGAAAGAAUAGGGCACAGGUAUAUCGAAAUCUUUAAGAGCAGUCGAGCUGAAGUUAGAACUCACUAUGAUCCACCACGAAAGCUUAUGGCCAUGCAGCGGCCAGGUCCCUAUGACAGACCUGGAGCUGGCAGAGGAUAUAACAGCAUUGGCAGAGGAGCUGGCUUUGAACGGAUGAGGCGUGGUGCUUAUGGUGGAGGUUAUGGAGGCUAUGAUGAUUAUAAUGGCUAUAAUGAUGGCUAUGGAUUUGGGUCGGAUAGAUUUGGAAGAGACCUCAAUUACUGUUUUUCAGGAAUGUCUGAUCACAGAUAUGGGGAUGGUGGCUCUACUUUCCAGAGCACAACAGGACAUUGUGUACACAUGAGAGGAUUACCUUACAGAGCUACUGAGAACGACAUUUAUAAUUUUUUUUCACCGCUCAACCCUGUGAGAGUACAUAUUGAAAUUGGUCCUGAUGGCAGAGUAACUGGUGAAGCAGAUGUCGAGUUUGCGACUCAUGAAGAUGCUGUGGCAGCGAUGUCAAAAGACAAAGCAAAUAUGCAACACAGAUAUGUAGAACUCUUCUUGAAUUCUACAGCAGGAGCAAGCGGUGGUGCUUACGAACACAGAUAUGUAGAACUCUUCUUGAAUUCUACAGCAGGAGCAAGCGGUGGUGCUUAUGGUAGCCAAAUGAUGGGAGGCAUGGGCUUGUCAAACCAGUCCAGUUACGGCGGCCCAGCCAGUCAGCAGCUGAGUGGUGGUUAUGGAGGCGGCUAUGGUGGCCAGAGCAGCAUGAGUGGAUAUGGCAGCCAAGGAGCAGUGAACAGCAGCUACUACAGUAGCGGAAGCCGAGCAUCUGUGGGCGUGAACGGAAUGGGAGGGAUGUCUAGCAUGUCCAGUAUGAGUGGUGGAUGGGGAAUGUAACUGAUCCUGAUCACUGACUCUUGGUCACCGUUUUUUUUAAAAGAAACAAAGUUUAACAGUUUUGCAAUACAAGCUUGUGAUUGAUGCUUACUCUAAGUGGAAAUCAGGAUUGUUUUAAAAGAGUUAAGGUUCAGUAUUUUUGAACACAUCUAGGAUGUAACAACUGAGUAAACUAUAACUGUUAAACAAUUUUCAGCUUUUUCUCUAGUUCUAUUGUAGGAUGUACUUAAGCAGCAAGUGUAUUUAGGUUAAAGCAGUUGAAUUAUGUUAAAUGUUGCUCUUCUACAUUACAUUGAACACUGUUGGGAUGCAUGUUGAAAGACAUGCUUUUUUUGUAAAACUCAAUAUAGGAGCUGUGUCUACAAUUAAAAGUGAACACAUUUGGCAUGUUUGUUAAUUCUAGUUUCAUUUAAUAACCUCUAAGGCACGUAAGUUGAAGUUUUUUUUUUUUUUUUUUUUUUUUUUUUUUUUUUUAAGUUAAUGGGGGACUUUGAGACGCAACACCAUACGUUAGGAUUUUGGUCUUGGUGUUUGUAUGAAAUUCUGAGGCCUUGAUUUAAACCUUUCCUUGUAUCGUGAUUUCCUUUUAGGUGUAUUGCGCUAAGUGAAACUUGUCAAAUAAAUCUUCCUUUUAAAAACUGCA
Neogale vison (American mink) is the source of this 2196-nucleotide messenger RNA. It is a transcript of the gene HNRNPH1, whose product is annotated as heterogeneous nuclear ribonucleoprotein H1. Bases 135 to 1553 code for a protein of 472 amino acids. Lineage: Eukaryota; Metazoa; Chordata; Mammalia; Carnivora; Mustelidae. The transcript is spliced from 13 exons. The record is from RefSeq and is a predicted model, not a curated record. Gene Ontology annotation, molecular function: RNA binding. Gene Ontology annotation, biological process: regulation of RNA splicing. Gene Ontology annotation, cellular component: nucleoplasm; ribonucleoprotein complex.